Messenger RNA from Ectocarpus sp. CCAP 1310/34, 8521 nucleotides. The record is from the annotation of a GenBank genome assembly. NCBI's taxonomy places the organism in Eukaryota, Phaeophyceae, Ectocarpales, Ectocarpaceae.
AUGAAACUAGGACGCCUUCACAGCAGUAGUAGUGGAAAGGACAGCGGUACAGGCGUCCACCAUGCCGGCGCAAAACGACCACGCACGGGGGCAUCGAUCGCUCCGCUUUCAACAACAAUGCCCCCACCCCAGCCUAAACCACAUCAUGACCAACACCAUCACCAUCACAGGCCGUCCAAAGCAUCGUGCUCGGAAGCAGUAGGGGAGAGGCUGACAGAUUCCCGGGUAGUAGCUGAGGUUUCAAGCGCACGGCACCACGCCCUCAGGGCAAUCUCCGUGACACUAUCCCGCCCCAGCUGUCGCUGCUCCCGACCUUCCGGUGUCGAGAGCGUUGACAACAUCAACAGCGGUUGCAACUGUUGCUUGGCAAGGAGGCCGAGUGAUGGUUCGGUUGCCCGACAAUGGCAGCAGCAAGCGCAAUCCAAAACCUUCACGCUGGAGCAGCGAGAUUCCCGCGACACCAUCAUCUUAGUCACAGAUGACGAGACCAGCAACACAAGCCACCUAGUCGGGACGGGGGCCGCAAGAACCAUCACCGUAUCCCAGGUGCUCGACCUACGGCACGGGGCGACAUCAACAGCCACACGGCAGGGUGGUGACGGCGGUAACCGGUCUAGACGAGAUAGACGAGAUGAACGGACGUCGACGUCACGAGAUACGGGAGUCCAGGCUACUAGAGUGGACGGGGAUGAUGAGGGGAAAGCGGCAGCGGUGGAGGUGGUGGUCGGGGUGCUAUCGUUUGAGUCGCUGCGAGAGGGGGACGUGGCGGUGUCUUCGCUGUUUCUCAAGGACGAAACCGGUAGUCUGCCUGACACGGUGGACGCUGACCAAGGACAAGACGCCCACCGCUGCGUUGGGCGAGGGACUCGUCCCUCUUCUUCUUCGCGUGUUUCACUCCCGUCUUUCACUGCCUGCCUGGAGGUUACCGAGAUGUGCCAUCUCGCUCAUGAAGACGAGCACAAUGCCAACAGGUACAACAACAACACUUUCAAAGGCAACGGCAUCACGAACGACGACGACAGGACAGUCAGAGCGGACGGCUUUGAGGGGUGCGUCAGCAGAAGCUGCAGCAGCGACAAAGUCAAUGGCGUUCGUCGCAAUGUCGCUGGGGAUGGUAUGCGUAGAAGCAGUGACAAAGGCAAGCCAGCAGAAGGGGAAAGGCAAGGGCCAGCAUUUGGAGGGGGCGGAGGCGGGCAGGAGAGCAACCUUGGGUGGUCCUGCGUACCACGUGCAUCAGCGCAGAGGCCAACGCUGUCACAAGUUUGGGCUCAGGGCGCGCUAGGGCUUGACGCCUUCGUUGUCCGCAAGGGAAGGGGUCCAUUUGAUGUUGUGGCCAGGGUCGCGGCUGUAAGCCCCGUGAUCCGCUUCAAAAAUGCCUCUCCCUUCUUCAUGGUGGAAGUCGAACAAGCGGAACCACACCAAACCCGGCAGUCGGAACAGUGGGAGCAGGAGCAGCAGCAGCAGCGACAGCAACAGCGGCAUCCAGAGGGCCCCCGUCCCCCCGUCCUCCCUCCUUCCUCUCCUCCAGAGGCGCAGAGAACAUCGCGAGUUUGCCGAAGUCCCGAAGAAAUUUCCGCUCUUUUUCCGUUCCCCACUUCCGGUGACCAUGCCGGUGCACCAAUAGCGGCUUCCGGUGCCGGCGAUCAGGGUGAGCAAAGAAGCACCCCACAGGCUCCCGUGGCCGAACAGUGGCCCGCCCCCGCCGCCGCCCAUUCCGCACGGAAUUCGGGAGCGGAGAGUGGUGAUGGUGUUGGCGUUGAUGGGGGUGAGGGCAGGGAAGGAAGUGGCUACGGUGGUGCUACCGGCGGCGGUGGUGGCAAGUAUAGGGGCGGGUGCCGGCAGCAGCAGAAUCAUACGACACUUCCGCCAAGCGAAAGACAAGAGCAGCAGCGUACAGAGCUUACCGCGAUGCUGGUGCUGACCGGGCAGCGCUGUCUGUCCUGGCAGGCGUUUCUCGUGCCGGGGAAGACGUUCGUUUUUCCCCAGGUGGGAGUGUUUGUGCUUGGUGGGAGCCGCCGUAGCAAAGGCGGCGGCAGCGCCGGUAAGCCUGGCAAUACCUACAGAGCUUUCGGAGAUGGUGCGCGAUCUGACGGGCGGGGCGGGGCUGGAGGGAUAUCAAAGGCUACGCGGCUCCUCGUCGAGGUGGACGCGCGCGUUUCGGGACCCGGUGGCAACAGCGAUGUUCAUGAUGGUCAUGGUGGUGACGAUGCCCUGGCGCUCGGACAUUCCCAUUCCCGUACCCAAUCUACCACCUCGAGCGCGCCUCCGCCUUCCGGAGCGGACGAAUUGUCGGCGAGGAUUACGCGAACGAUGGAGUCGAUACCGGGACCAAGGGACCAACAUGCCGAGAAACGAGCAGGGAGCGCCAAAAGGAGGCGGGUCACGGGCGGCAGUAGUGGCACCGGCGCCGACGCAAUCGGCCGCAGCAUCAGCGGCUGUGACAGCACGGAUAGCAGCAGCAGCGGUGGCGACGAGAGAAAAUGGGGUGACGUCGGUGUUGGUGGUGGUGGUAACGGGGGAGGCGUUGUUGACGAUGGUGACGGUGACGGUGACAAUGACGGCAGCUGUGGCGGGGACGGGGCCUGUGGGGGUGUUCAUGUGUUGACCUACAACGGGACGAUCACAGGGCUCGGCAGUCAGGUGGCUCAAACUGUCACAUUUGUUCUUACGAGCCUGCUCAGGACGUUUUCCGGUUGGUGGCCAGGAAUCAACCUGUACCUGCAACAUCUGUGCUGCUCUUCCCUGGGCGCGGGUCUGAGGCGGGGCGCCAACGUCAGAGUGCAUAAUGUGCACCCAGUGUAUGCUGGGGCCACAUUGAUUGCUCUGGGGGCUUGCCUUCGGACGACCGUGCAGGUGUUGCGGUUCUCCCCCCUGGGUGAAAACGCCUCCUAUCGCCCGCUCACAGGAGGACCUACCCCUCUCCCGCUCGCGGUACACGCUUGGCGGCAAUCGUUCAACGCAGUGUUUUUGCGGAAAGAACUCUGGGCGCCAAUGCCGCGGCAGCAGCAGCAGAAAAAACUACGAAAUCACAACCAGCACCAAGCGCGAUACCAACAUCAGCACUUUCAACAGCCGCCCGAUGGGAGCAGGAUUGGGGCCACCGUUUCCACAACCCCUCUCGGUUGGUCGGUUUCGACUGCCUCAGGUACCGGCGAUGAUCACCGUCGACGAACACCGUGUUCCUCCAGUUCCUCCUCCUCCGCGUCUCCUCGAGGUCCAACCGCAGCGGCAGCGGGCAACGCCGGCGGUGGUAGGGCUACCGGAACUGGUCUGCCAAGGCAUCCUCCGUCUCCCUCUCCUUCCUCUCUCCAGCCUUCGGGUUUCGUCACCGCUGGGCAAUUGUCUAGGUCGCGACCAAGUCCAGGAAUGGCUGGCGGCGGCGAGUGGGGGAGUGAUGGUGAGACGAAGGGCGGAACAGACACAGCGGCAGCGGGGGCAGAUUUCCUGACAGGGGGGUUGGCGAUGGCGGCGAUGGCGGCGACGUGGGAAGAGAGGGUGUGUCGGUGGGUGUUCGGACCAGAUGUGAGGGCGAUGAGACUGCCUAAGAGGGACGUUUACGCGGAGUUUUUGGAUCACCCGCCUGGCGUUUGCGGCAUCGUUGAUCCGGUAGAUCUCGCAGGUCUCGUAGGCCCGGCACACGAGAGCAGUGGCUGCGACUCGCGCGGAAGGAAGAUGCCAACCAAACGUGACAAGGAAGAAAAGAGCGCAAAGACACCCAAGAGGGGGUUUUACCGAGAAGGGAGCUGCGAGGUGGGAUACGGCGGCUUCACGUCGGCGGAAGACGGGAGUGAUGGAGAGGCACAUAUCCUUUCAGAUGACAAAAUGUUGAUUCAACGCGCCGACGAAGGCUGGCAUGGCGACUCGUAUGGAGACGAAAUUUGCAGCGGUGGCGCGAAUGGGCACUGCUCUCGCCCGAGCUGCUGUUGCUCCUGCUGGUCCUGUCGACCUUCUCCCGAAGAUGUCCUGCGCGCCGCCGCGAGAUCUCUUUCAGAAUCCCUUGAGGUGGCAGUUGAACACGCUGCCGACAUUGUACCAUCAAUCAUGUCGCGGUCGAUUCUGUGCGGCGGCGGUGGCGGUGGCGGUGGCGAGAGCUACGCCGGUUCAACAGGAGGAAAGACUGCCGUGGCACGAACAUCAGCAGCAGGAGCGAUGAAGAACGCCACCUUCACGGUGAGAACCCCCUUCGGCUCGAGAGCAGGCCGAGCAGAAGGUCUGUUGGCCUGGCUGCAUAUUCCGCGCAGCGGUAAGAGAGAACAAGCAAAAGGAGAAGCAGCACCAGCAGCAGCAGCAGGAGCGGCAGCAGCAGCAGCAGAAGUCGAAGUUUCAACGAUGGAGUCACCUCUCGCUGAGCGACCUGAUACUGUUGCCGCAGCGGUGGAGAGCCGGAAGCAACCGAACGGUGAGAAAAUCAUCCACGGAGCCCCUUCGCUGAGGCUAAGUUCUAAGGAUAACUCCUCUGCGUCUCCGAGGGCUCGGUGUGGAAGCGACGCAGCAACCAACAGUUCGCUGGCAUCAACCCAAGCGUGCCUGUGGCUUGAAGACCGAACGGCGUGGGCCAGAGUCAUGCUAUUGGCUGCGCCGCGACCCUCCGGGCCGAGCGGGGCGACGGGUGCUGCGGGUUGCGCAUAUGCGAGUGCACGUGUGGUCGAUGUUGCGGCCGGGCCGGAGUUGGCGGAGGUGGUAUCUGCAGCGGGUAGAUACAGCGACGAUUGUGACGGUGGCAGCCAACGAGGAGGUCAAACGGGUUGCGAUCAAGGUCAUCCUGGGCGGGGGGACGCCGAUGUCUCUGCCGAUUCUACCCUUGCUCUCGUCCGAAAGUAUGCCGUCUGCACGGAGGUUGUUGUGCUCGGUCCCGCGGGAUCGCCGAGAUCAACAAAGGCACUAGCCAAAAUUGCGGCACCAAAAGACCCAUCAUCAUUAGCAGGGACGGCUUCAUCAGGAUCAUUCGCAACAAGCGCGAAAUCAUCAGUCGCUCAAGGCAGAGUACCAAGAUCUACCUCCUCCAGCAAGAAGACUGCAUCACCAUCACCGACUCAUUCAAGCCCGAGCGGCGGUGGUGGCGGUGGCGGCGGUGGCGGCGGUGGCGGCGGUGGCGGCGGUGGUGCCUCUUCGUACGCCCGGGAUGGGUUUCGACCACCCCGCACUACCAGCAGCCGAGGCGACACAGCCGAAUGGGUCGGGUAUACAAUCCCGUGCGAAACGGUUAGGGCCGUUUAUGGGGUUAGGGUUCUGAUGCGGAGCUACCUCGUGGUGGAGGCGAAAGACGUGUCGUUGUUGCCCGGGUCUAUUAACGGCAAGAACAGCAGAACGAGCAGCAGCAGCAGCAGCAGCAGCAGCAGCAGCAGCAGCAGCAGCAGCAGCAGCAGCAGCAGCAGCAGCAGCAGCAGCAGCAGCAGCAGCAGCAGCAGCAGCAGCAGCAGCAGCAGCAGCAGCAGCAGCAGCAGCAGCAGCAGCAGCAGCAGCAGCAGCAGCAGCAGCAGCAGCAGCAGCAGCAGCAGCAGCAGCAGCAGCAGCAGCAGCAGCAGCAGCAGCAGCAGCAGCAGCAGCAGCAGCAGCAGCAGCAGCAGCAGCAGCAGCAGCAGCAGCAGCAGCGGCAAGAGUGCUAGCGGCGGCAUCGAAAGGAACAAGAGAGACGAAGCGAAAAACCAACGACACUGCCUCGACUACGUCAAUGCCGCUGCUGGGACAAACCUCGGGUUUGAGCACCAGCGUCAUGGAGCGACUUCGGGAGCAGACGAGCAAACAGCUUUGACAGGCACGAAAGGCAAGCAGAAGGAGCGAGAUUUAUCCCCGCGUAGACCAUUAGCGCCACGGAUUCUCUCUGUGAGCGAAGCUCUUAUCAUCCAGCUAGCUGCGGCCGGUGCGUCCUCCUCAGCGACCGAUAGCUCCGGCGGCGUCGGCGAUAGGAGAGGUAGGCGAGGAGGCGGGGGCGGGGGGGGACCAAAACUCGCCUCCGGGCACGAGCGAGAGUCGAUGGUGGUGAGGGGUCUCCUACGAUAUGUAGGCUUUCGCACCGUUGCCGAUGGAGGAGGCAACGGACGCCGACGGCAAAAGGUCCUCCCGGCGGCUGUAACUGCUGUCAAGGACCAAGGCCACGGCAUCAAAGGCGAUUUAGGCGCGUCCACUACGUCGGAAGUAGACAUGUUCGAGGUGCUAUCUGAGGAGCGAGUGCAGCUUUGCCUGACACUGGAGCACGCCGCGGACAAGAUCAGCGUCUACCUGGGGGUUUCCCCGGAGGCGUGGCCCGUGGGGAUGGUUCCGGGGUUUUGUACAGUACAGGUGGAAGGAGUUUGCAGGAGGCUCUCCGGUAACGGCAAGAGCGUCUACCUGGCGGUGGCUAGAGCCGGCGGCGGCACCGUAAGGGUUCUGUCUCUAGCACUACCUCCCCCACCGGAGAACCUCCCUGCGCUGGGCUGGUCAGCUCCUCCCCAUCCCCCAUCAGUGCGGGGGGUCAGUAGCACCACCCGUCUCGGCCAUGAACCAGGAUACCUCGCGUCCAUGCCCGUGCCAGCUUGCCAGGCAACAACAGCGACAGCGGCAGCAGCAGCGGUAGCUGGCGGCGGCCGUGCCAGUACCACCUUUAUGAAUUCCUCCGACGACUCUGUCCGCUCGGAUAGAGUUGGACACACUCCGUCGUCAGCCCCCCUGCUGUUGUUCCCCAGACCCAGAACCAGACCGGUAUCCUCAUUUGCAAGGGACGACGCCGACCACAGCGGGAUCAACACUAGCCAAAGAAUACGCGGGAGCAGUGGGGGUUGGGGUUGUAGCGGUCAUGAGAGCGUGGAUCCAGUGGUGAUGGCCAGCGGACGCGGCGUGAUUCGGGCAACGAGGGGUGGGCGCGUGGUCUUGCUCGACACGCACCCCGCCGAUGCGCCUCCCUCCCCCCCACCCAACGACACUAUUAGUUGCGAUGGCGGCGACAACGGUGCGAGUGUUGCGGACGCCGCUGCCGGGUCGUGGGCUUGCCCCGAGGGAAACGGCGGUGCCGCUUGGAAAAGAGCAAGAGUCGGGGAUGGGUCGGUCCCACCGUUCCCCCUCUCGUCACGCGAAAACACCUCGGCUGGUCGUCGUGCAGCGACUGUGCCUGUUCGAGAUCUCGGUAUGGACCUUAUCCCGAAAGCUUCGUCAAAAGAGGUAUCAACGUGGGCAGAGCUGACGCUUGCAGGACAGGUUUCAGAACCGGUUCUGAGAGUGCCACCAAGAUCAGUGUCGCAACAACCGGCCGCGAUGGAGGCACCGGGGGCUACUUCGAGUUCAUCCUCCACGCUCGGGGCGAUGUUCAAGCGCGGGAUAUUGGUUCGUGCAACAACAAAUUUCUCUUGCCUCUCUGUCGUCGGCGUCAGGUUUGCCAAAGCCGCUACCUGGUGCAAGAAUUGCGGCCCGGUCCGCGAGAAGGACCUCUCCAUGGGUCGGUGUUGGGGGAGGUGCGAUGUGUCUUCGAACUGGGAAGUGCGCUGGGAGGGCUCGGCCAACAUCGAUGACGGCACCGCACAGGGUUUGGUGCUUCUCGAUGGCGAGGACGUGGUGAAGCUACUCAAGCUAUCCACAAUCGCCAGGGACGACAUCGAGGAGGCCGCUCGGCGGCACGGACCGGUGAGCUUCUCAGGCCAGUCUGGUGGCCACAGCAACAGCGCUUUGGCUUCUGCCGUAGGCGCGGCACCGCCAACCGCCCUCGCGCAAGCACGGGCGGCUCUGGCGGCGGCGGCGGGGAGGGCAAGCUGUUCCUCGAGAGCGGGACACGUGUCCGCGAGCUGCGUGCAGGCGUUUCCCCGCGGGGGCGGCAGCAGAGGAGGAGGGUAUGGGUCGGCGGUGGUGGAUGUGAUGGGUGAGGGGAUGGAGACCCUUACCUUGCCGAAGCUGGUGCUGCAUGGCUCUGGGCUGGAGGUAGUCGACGCCAGGGGCGAGGCGUACGCGGUGUUGGCCAGGCUAGGAGAGCUUUGAUUGGCAUGUCGAAAGAGAGCUUCUAUCGUUUCGCUUGUUCCCUGCAAAGCCAAAUAGCUGCUUUUGGUUUGUGUUCAAAUCGGAGAUGGCCGAGAUGGUAGACUGGAUUUCGAAGGUGUGUUUAUGCGAUGUGCAGGCCUUGUAACCUCUCAGGGAGUGAUCGGUUGUCACUGUCGAUUGAGGAUUGAGUGGGUGUCAGCGUUGGGUUCGCUCACAUGCUGUGCGUGCCCUGUUCUUUGGAUAGGCAGACCACGGAGGUCUGCGAUUCACCUGUGCUCGUAUUUGGUUAUUUCUGACGCGGCUUCACUCCGUUGGUCGUUGUAGUCUAGCCUAAUGUGAGUAGAAGCGCUACGUCGUAACCUCGAAAAGGCAAGUCUCCUCAUCAUGUGUGCGCGGUUCGGUGUUUUCCUUCCGACUGGAAUUGCCGAAACCUUCGCGAGAAGACUGAGACAAAGAUAAUCUUGUAGCUGGUGUCACUCGAUCUUCACACACUUCACGAAAUGUCUUGAGACUUAUUACUGUAGUUGUCCUUAAAAAGGCAUGUAGACUACAGCCAUAUACCGUCAUCGCACCCCGCGGU